CAGGUGUGAGACAGUUUUCAGUUCCCAUUCAGCAUCUUUGUUCUCGUCUAGUGGCAGUAGGACAUCGGCCAUGACUUCUACCAUGAUUUCUGCUCUGAUGGCUUGGGUUUGUAUCUGUUUAACACUAGCCCGGCUCAACAACGCAGGAGGUCACCGAGACGCACACGGAAGGUUGGCCGGCCAGGGCGAGCUUUCUGACGGCAACAAGCAGCAGUUUGAGGCGGGUCCAGAAGACGCGGCCGACCGAAGCACCCCAGCGCCGGUUUGGCGUUUCCUCCAAGGGACUGGAAAAACUCCUGAAAUAUCGAACUUCAACCAGCCACAGUUCCGCUGCAGUAAUGGAACACUUACCCUGCGGUUUUCACCCACCCGAUACACCAAUCUGAAUCUGGAAGAUGGGACUCCGUUGUUGUCGCUGCCUGACAGGUGUCAUGGUUCCAUUCAUGUCUCUAGGCAGUAUCUGCUGGUGAAGCUUCCUUAUACUGGCUGCUACACCGCAACACAGGCUGAAGAGGGCAAAUACCAAUUUCAACUGCAUUAUUUUGACAACCUGCUGCAGAAGAACAUGGUAGGCAUGGCUGUCUGUGAGAAUCCAGGAAUGUCCCCACUGGUGACUUGUGGAACAACAAGUAUCACUGUGAAGCUGCCUCGUGACACAAAACUAAAGGAGGUUAAAGAGCUUGAUUAUUUCGUAAAUGAAGCCUACUCUGUGAGACAACAGAAGACCCCCAAUGAUUUGUUUGUUGAAAUAUCAAAGUUGCCAGACCAGGAUUCUGGAUUUGAAAUAGUUUAUUUGGAUUCUACUGGGAAACUCUGCACAAAGCUGGCAAUUUGUUACCAAGAAAAGUUGAGCAAUCGUGUCAAGAGGGCACUAGAGGACCCAGACUUUGAAGAGACUCCUGUUGAACAAUUUGAUCUGGUGCACUCGAGGAAGGACACUGGCAUGAGGAAGGACACUCAAUUGAUACAAUUGAUGGAAACCGCAACUGAAGUGAACUCAGAAACUGUUGGGGAAGGUGAUAGUAAAGAAUUGUUUGAAUUGUGGGGAAUUGAAGACAUUCCUGACGAGGUAUACGAUGAGAUUACUACCCCGACCGCCCCCACGAUCACAACCACCAACUCAACAAAGACCACAGUUGCCUCUGCCACAAGUUGUCCAUAGUUUGCAGCUGAAUGUUAUGUUGAAAUAAAAUAUUGAAUACCCAA
Messenger RNA from Perca flavescens (yellow perch), 1206 nucleotides. RefSeq lists its product as uncharacterized. The transcript has 6 exons. NCBI's taxonomy places the organism in Eukaryota, Metazoa, Chordata, Actinopteri, Perciformes, Percidae. The record is from RefSeq and is a predicted model, not a curated record. Bases 71 to 1162 code for a protein of 363 amino acids.